This is a messenger RNA of Pseudogymnoascus verrucosus, 1299 nucleotides long. RefSeq lists its product as uncharacterized. The coding region runs from base 172 to 1176 and encodes 334 amino acids. The record is from RefSeq and is a predicted model, not a curated record. NCBI's taxonomy places the organism in Eukaryota, Fungi, Ascomycota, Leotiomycetes, Thelebolales, Thelebolaceae. The transcript has 2 exons.
AAACCCCAGCUUAUAACCACCCCUUUCUCUUCUCCCUCGCGCCCCCAAGGCUGUGCACAGCAUCCGUAUUCUUAUAUUUAAUUACCCCCCAGACACGAUGCUACAACCUUCGGCAGCUAGUAUACUUUUUUUUUCAUUUCAUCAAGUCUCCGAUCGUCUUUGUCGCCAACCAUGACUAAACUUCUCAUCAUUUUGUCACUAUUUACAUACACGGUCUCAGGUGCUCCUGAUCAUUUCAGGCUGUGGUUUCCUCAAUAUGGCCCAACAUUUGAAGGUUAUGUGAGGUCAUGCAAAGAAACAUAUGACGCCUACAGAGAGGAUAAACCUUGUCGCCCGGUAAAUUAUGUAGGGUGCCAAUCUGGAAGAAUGAUCCAUUGUCUCCUAAGCCAAGCCACCGAGUCUUUGAAAGCAAACAUGGCGUCGGCUGGCGUUAUUUUAGGGCUCCUCCCCACUACACUGUGUCUAGUCGGGUUGAGCACCGUUGAGACUGGUCUUUUAGCCUAUCGGCGGCCUUUAUUAUCGCUGCUCCUAGCUUCUGGAGCACCGGCAAUUUCUCCAAGCCGAAUUUUUGACUAUCGAGACUCAAUAGAGCUACUCCGAAAUAGGUCUACCUACAUCAAUACACCUAAAUUUACACCAACGUGGGCGGCAAUAAUAGUCACCCUCCAGUACAUACUCGCAUCCGUUGCAAUUGCCAACUUAGCGCACGUUAGCUGGGAACUGUGUAUCAAGACAGUUUGCAGUUUCUCUUCGGACACAGCGUUCCAACCCGCACUCUGGGCGUUUGUAGCUAUACCCAUCCAUCUAAUGGGACGACUUGCAGUGGCACUCCGUUUCCGUUGCGAAAUAUCGGAGUUAGAACCUGGAGAGCGUUCAUGGGCAAGGAGGCUUCGAGAGGAGUUUCAGCUGACUGCAAGACACUCGCCUGCCACACUUCACACUAAACAGGAAGCGUAUUCGUUUAUAUUUUGCUCCUGGUGCACAUCAACUGGGGCAGUCUUGCACAUCAUGUACGGCACACUUGUUUUCUCAAGCAUUUUGUUCAUUAGUGCACAGGACGCAAUAAAGGUAGCGGCGAGGUAUCUAUGCUCUACUCUUAUCUGCAGGAUCAUUCUUAAGUUCGAAAUUAUAGGGAUGCGUGGUGUGAUGGAGAUUGAGAAAGAAUCUAAAGAAUAGCUUAGUAAAGAACACAAGUUUGUUGUUCAUGGAGGACUUCGCCCAGAAUGGAUCCGGAGUGUGGAUAAUUGGAGGCCGCCACACCCUUUAAAUUGUAAUAUGUGCCGCCCCAACUGACGAAAG